Molecule: messenger RNA, 2042 nt
Organism: Branchiostoma floridae (Florida lancelet)
Lineage: Eukaryota; Metazoa; Chordata; Leptocardii; Amphioxiformes; Branchiostomatidae
Product: trehalase-like
Exons: 15
Coding region: 93-1910 (605 amino acids)
Biological process (GO): trehalose catabolic process
Molecular function (GO): alpha,alpha-trehalase activity
Source: RefSeq, a predicted model, not a curated record
AGGCUUUAGUGUCAACUUCGGAGGGAGGUUGAGUAGUUUGUGAGGCUUGUAGGGUGAGCUGGAGGCGCUGGUCUGACGGGAGACAGAGAAGUAUGGCGGGGGGACUUGUGUUCGCGGUCUUGGCGGCGGCCUGUCUGUGUUCCUGCCGGGCUCAGAGGUGGAUUUCAGGGGGAGACGACCAGGAUGGCACGGCGCUAAGAGAUAUACCUGCCUGUGACAGCCCUGUUUACUGCUACGGAGCCCUCCUGAACGCCGUACAGUCCACACGGGUCUUCAAGGACUCCAAAACAUUCGUCGAUAUGAGCAUGAAGUCUUCCCCAGAGGACAUCUUGGGGGCGUUUGACAACAUGCGGGCCCGGGGCCAGGAUAUCCGGUCCCGGGAGGUGAUGCGUCGGUUCGUGUCGCAGUGGUUCUCCGGACCGGGCGCCGAGCUGGAGGACUGGGAGCCGUCCGACUGGCAGGAGAGACCCGCUUUCCUGAACGGCAUCAGGGAUGAGAGCUACAGAGAGUGGGCAGAGGACCUCCACGGCUUGUGGAAGAAGCUUUCCAAAAGGGUCAGCCGUGACGUCAGAGACUACCCAGAGCGGCACUCCUCCAUGUACGUGCCGUACCCGUUCAUUAUACCAGGCGGCGAGCACAGGGAGAUGCAGUAUUGGGACACGUACUGGACGGUUCGUGGGCUACUGCUGUCCAACAUGCUGGAGACAGUGCAGGGGAUACUUGAGAAUUUCGCAGAAAUGGUCCAAAGGUUCGGUUACGUUCCCGGAGGGGGGAGGGUGUAUCAAAGUAAGCGCAGCGGACCGCCUCUUCUCAUCCCUACCGUGUUGGAGUAUCUUGAACACUCCAACGACAUCACUUUGAUCAGAAGCCUCCUUCCUACCCUGGAAAGGGAGUACGACUUCUGGAUGAACAACCGAACUGUUGACAUCCGGGGAAGUGACGGCUCCAUGCACACCCUCAACCGUUAUCACGUCCUGGUGGGACAAUCAAGGCCAGAGGCUUGGCGCUUAGACGAGCGAACAGCAAGAUCUCUCCAACGUGGUGCGGACCCGGCUGACUUCCACUCCCACGUGGCCACGGCAGUGGAGUCGGGUUGGGAGUUUUCCUCCCGGUGGUUGGCUGACGUGGGCCCGCAGGCUCGCACGCUAGCCAGUAUCCGGACCCGUAACAUCGUGCCCGUGGAUCUAAACGCCAUGAUGUGUCUCAACGAGGUGGCCUUGUCUCGCAUCUACCAAAGAGCAGGUGAUCGCAGGAAGGCGGGGUACUACAACAACGCCGCAGCGCGCAGGCGCGUGGCCAUGGAUAAGGUGCUGUGGAGCGAGAGGAGAGGGGCGUGGUUCGACUAUGACUUACAGGCUGAAGGGAGGAGGGACAGGUUCUAUGUCUCUAACAUAUGGCCUCUGUGGGCGAAGUGCUAUGGCAACGGCAUGGGAGAUGCUAAUGUUGAAGCUAGGGUCCUCAGCUAUCUGAAGCAAUACACAGAUGUGCUGAACUACACUGGGGGUGUACCAGCCUCGCUACAGGAGAGCGGCCAGGCCUGGGACUAUCCGUACGGCACCGCACCGAACCACUUUGUUCUGAUCGAAGCCCUGUCGGUCAGCCAGCUGACGGAGGCCAAGAACGCGGCCCUAAACCUGACCCGCAAGUGGCUGGAGUCUAACUACAGGGACUGGGUGCACACGGGCGCCAUGUGGGACACCUACAACGUGAUCACUCGCCGACGCCCACGCAACAGUGAUGAGGAAGUUAAGGACGGUUACGGAUGGACCAAUGGCGUGGCUCUUCACCUCCUGGACAAAUACGGCAACCUGUUAAAGGCUCCUGACGUCAGCGGCUCACGUGACAAUCACGUGCCCACCGCGCUUCUUCUCAUUGCAUGUCUGGUGUCAGUUUUGUUGACUAAGCUCUGACACUGAAAAGUUGUCGAUGUUUGGAUCUGUCAAGCCUAUCAAGUCAAAGUCAAUGAUCUGAAAAUUUUGUGCAUGCCAGUUUGUGGAACAACACGUCCGAAACUAGCCCAGAAAAAAAAAAAUCAAAAUUGA